CCAGCAUUAUCGACACCUACGUGGGCAUUCUUUCCACGGACUUUUAAUAUUUCGACCUUUCUACGACCUGUGCUUAGAUUCUCCUGGAGAGAAAAUCGCCUUUCAAUACCACCGUCAUUUCGACAACUCCUUGAACUCUCAUAAUAUUAGUGAUCUGGACUGGAGAGCGGAGAAUCGACACCUCAACAAAUAUGCCUCAAUAGAACAAAUCCGAGCCCAAGAGACGAAUUAGAGGGAUUGUCAAGCCUGGACGGUUCGAUUCUUCGCGUAAACCACCAUGUCAAAUAAUUCCACCUCGAGUGGGAAUGGAUGCGAUCCCAGCACCUUCCUCGGCCUGCUCAAUUGUGCUAGCAGUCCAAACGCCGCGCAGACCCCGAACACACUCAAGGCCUCCAUCAUCGCUGCAUUUAGUGGCUUUGGGAUCCAGUUUCUAGCCUUCAUCUUACUACGCCUACGCCUCACAAGAAUCUAUGUUCCGAGAUCCUAUCUUGUACCGAAAUCACAACGUGUGCCACAGCCUCCGAGAGGUCUCAUCGGAUGGCUCUACCCGAUCUUCACCACCACGAACCUGACACUGAUCCAGAGAUGUGGUCUUGAUGCAUAUUUCUUCUUGCGUUAUCUUCGACUGCUCCUCAAGAUCUUCCUUCCGACAUCAAUCCUCGUGCUGCCGAUCCUGCUUCCAAUCAACCAGACUGGUGGUGGCGACCAAGAUGGGCUUUUUGCUUACUCGAUACAGAAUGUUAGCAGUGCCGGGGCUGGGGGCAAGCUCUGGGCGCAUCUGAUCCUUGCUGUCUUGUUCAUAUUCUGGGUGUUCUACGUCGUCUUCACUGAGCUCCGAGGCUAUGUUCGAGUACGACAAGCAUACUUGACCAGCCCCCAGCAUCGUAUUCGCGCCUCAGCUACUACAGUACUCGUAGCAGGGAUCCCCAAUAAGUGGCUGACAUUCGAAGCCCUCUCUGGCCUAUACGAUGUCUUCCCAGGUGGCAUCCGCAAUAUUUGGAUUAAUCGCAAUUACGAUGAACUGUCGAAGAAAGUGAAGCAACGGGACAGCAUUGCACGCCAGCUCGAAUCUGCCGAGACCAGCCUCAUUGUAUUGUGCCAUAGAAAGAAUGCAAAAGCCGAGAAGAAAAGAGCUAAAGCACAAGGUGGGAAGAGGAAGACAAGGGAGGAAAAGAAACAGGACCAAGAAAGAGACGACAAAGAUGCCCGCAAGAUGGCUGAAGGCCGAGGCGUGAGCGCUGGCGAACAGCAUGAAGUGUCGGAAGGAAUGCAAGAGAUCUUAGAGACAGAGCGUCGACAGCAUGAAGAACUGCAGAAAUCGCACUCGAACAACAAUCCCUUUGGAUUAGUAGGACAGGGACUUGGUGCGGUAGGACAAGGUCUUGGACAGUUCGGGAAGGGUUUUGGAAAGUUGGGAGGUCGCGUCAUCGCAGACGUGGACAACAAUCUUAUCAAAACCGUGAAAGGCAUAGAUCACAUGGCUGAUGAAGCGAACACGAGUGGAAUUCCAGGUCUCGGAGCAAGCUACGUCGACGACGACUCGCUUUAUCGUGAUCCAACAGCUCAUGCUUCGGAUUCAAGUCUUACUCCCGAAGAGGCGCACCCAGGACGAGACCUACGCUCGCAAUUUCCGAAACGGGAAGCAAAAGAGGUCACCGCUGGGUUGUCUGUGCAACUGCCACCGCAGAAACCCAACCCCUUUGCCAGUAAUCGUGACUCCUACCACGCUCAGCGAGUCUCACCGACAGGCUCUGAUGGUGUCGACCAUGGUCUACCGAGCGUCAACGUCGUCCGUCCGUCUUCCGAUACUAGGCCCGCAGAAAGUCUGGAGAUACAAGAGCCACACGCGCCAACGAAGCACAAUGCGCUCUGGAGUAUCUUCGGUAACAACGACAGAUCUCUCGCAGUCCCCUCCCCUCGACCUCACGUGGCAGAAUCAGAUGAUGAGUUUCCACUCAGUGCCGACACCUCAGAGUCGAACGACAAGCACGACGACAAAUUCUCCAAAAGCAAGAUGGCCGAAAAAGUUUCAUUUGGUAAGCAAUCGUCUACUGAGGCUAAGAUUGCAUACCCGGAAGCCAUGCGCGAAGACCUAAACACCAUCGCCGCUGAGGAACAAGCAGUCUGGCGCAAUUAUAUUUCCGAGAAAGACCGAGCUACUAAACGUCUGCCGAUUCGGCCAUGGCUUUUCGCCUUGCCAUUCAUGGGCAAGAAAGUGGACAAGAUAUACUACUUGCGUGGCGAAUUAGCCCGUCUCAACACUGAGAUCGAAGCAGACCAGAACGAAACCGAGCGCUUUCCAUUAAUGAAUUCAGCAUUCAUUCAAUUCAAUCAUCAGAUUGCAGCCCAUAUGUGCUGCCAAUCGCUCAAUCAUCAUGCUCCGCUUCAGAUGGCCCCUCGCAUCGUUGAGAUCAGUCCUGGCGACGUCAUUUGGGACAAUAUGGCUGUUAAGUGGUGGGAACGCUACUUGCGCUUUUUCUUGGUGCUCCUCGCCUGCGCUGGCAUGACGGUUCUCUGGGCUGCGCCCGUCGCCUUCACCUCCGUGCUCAACAAGGUCACGACUCUUAGUGGAGUGUCACCUUGGCUGACCGAUAUCGCCAAUUCAUCGAGUGUGGCCACCUCGAUCAUUCAGGGUGUCUUGCCUCCAGUCCUACUGAGCUUGAUCCUUCUGUUGGCCCCGCUGAUCUUCCGUGCAUUGAUCACGCAGCAAGGCGUUCCUACUGGUACAAUUCGCGAGCUGGGAGUGCAAAAGUGGUACUUUGCAUUUUUGUUCAUCCUGGUCUUCCUCCUGGUUUCCCUUGUCAAUGGUAUUACCACGUUCCUCAAUGCCAUUGCCGACAAUCCGAUCUCUGUUCCAUCUGCUUUGGCACAGAAUCUUCCGGGCGCAGCGACAUAUUUCUACUCAUACCUCAUCGUUCAGGCGUUGGGCAAUUCAGCAGGUGCCCUCCUUCAGACUUUCACUCUGUUCAUGUGGUUUGUAUGGGCCUCAAUCGCCGACUCUACUGCUCGAGAUAAGUUUAAGCGCCAAACUCAGCUCAGCACAGUCGAAUGGGGAUCCUUCUUCCCGGUGUUCACCAAUUUCGCCGUGAUCGGCAUCAUCUACUCGAUGAUCGCUCCUCUGAUUCUGGUUUUCAUGCUCUUCAUCUUUGCGCUGUUCUGGAUAGUCUACAGGUUCAAUGUUCUCUACGUGAACGCGCAGCAGACUGACACUGGCGGGCGCCUCUUUCCCGUGGCAAUCAAUCAGCUCUUCGUCGGAAUUUACUUCCUCGAGCUCUGCCUGAUCGGUCUGUUCUUCACCUUGACGACCGGCUCAAGUUUUCCACAAGGUGGUAUCAUGAUAGCCAUGUUGAUCAUCACUGCCGUUUAUCAAAUAUUGCUUAACAGUGCCUUCGCGCCAUUUUUCGAAUACCUGCCCAUUACUCUGGAGGACGAAGCAGUGAUGAGGGAUGCCGAAUUCGCCCGGAUUCAGGCCGCCAAGUUCAACCAUUCUUCUGACGCGGAUAAGGAAGAAUUUGAAGAAGGCUUGACCGAGAUUGAAAGACACGAAAGAAAGCUGAGGCUGUGGAGAAGCAGCGAGGAGAAGAGAUCUGCUGAGGAUCCAGUCGAAGGUACUCCUGUCCUAGAUGGUCGUUCAGGCAGUGCUCCAAAGACCUUGGCCUCUCUUCCCAUAGACCAGAAGAAUGCUUGGCAUACUCGUGCCCGGCAACCUUUCACAGCAGAAGGCCUACGAAAGGUCGGCCCUGACGCUGUUGCACGAUUGCGCUACUUGGCGGACGGCAAACGCCGAGAGCCGCAACAUGACACGGAAGCACAAAAGAGUAUCGGCGACGUCCUCUACGGCGAUUUUGCCGAAGAUCUCGAAGACCUAGCUCCAGAAGAUCGCGAUCUGCUGGUUCGAUACGCGUUUCAGCAUAGUGCGCUGCGAGCACGUCGGCCGGUCGUCUGGAUUCCUCGCGAUAAACUCGGAGUGAGCGAUGAUGAGAUUCGACGCACAAAGCAGAUGAGCACGGUCGAAGUCGACUCUCAGCAGAAGACUGCCAUUUGGAUGAGCAAUGACGGUACAGCGUUGGAUCACAAAGGACGAGUGGUGUUCCGCAAGAGUCCGCCAGAUUUCAGCAAUGUGGACUUGGUUGUGUUGUGAUUGUGUUUUCAUAUUCCUACUUUCUUACCUGCAUCGUUGCAUUUGUCUGGCAUUCAGCGUGUGGAGGAAUCAUGGUUCUAGCAGUAUACCACAUUGUUUCAAUAUCAUUUUGAAGCUCUCAUGCGAGCUUUUGUGCUAUCCACCUGACCGCAUCUUGGGCUG
This is a messenger RNA of Dissoconium aciculare CBS 342.82, 4303 nucleotides long. Its product is annotated as DUF221-domain-containing protein. Gene Ontology annotation, molecular function: calcium-activated cation channel activity. Bases 278 to 4141 code for a protein of 1287 amino acids. Gene Ontology annotation, cellular component: plasma membrane. NCBI's taxonomy places the organism in Eukaryota, Fungi, Ascomycota, Dothideomycetes, Mycosphaerellales, Dissoconiaceae. The record is from RefSeq and is a predicted model, not a curated record. The transcript has a single exon.